CUUUGAGUUGAAUUAAAAAAGCAAAAAAGACCAAAGACUAAACUCAAAAAUUAUAAUAUCCCGGUAAAAUGUUUUGGCAAACGGGCUGGGGAGCGAGCUUAGUGCUCAGUGCGUUUCUUCUUCUACACGUUGACAAUUCCUUGGGAUGGAAGCCAAUCGCAUCAGCUGGCAGUCCUAUAACAUCCUAUAGCUUAAAGCAAUCACAUCCAGGCGAGGCCAGCAGCAGCCACGAGCUGGCCACCAGCUAUGCCCAAUUCGGUGACCCAAAGGAGGAGGACGAUCUACUAUUGACGCGUGCCGCUUUGAUAAAUGGAGUUGAGUCCUCUCAUCCCCUUACAUUAGCUGACGAUCACGAGAAUCAUUAUGACUCAUAUAGCUUGAAGGAUGAAGUUAUUGAGGAGCCUACAGUUAGCUUCCCGCGCUCUAACCUCUACGCCUCCGAUCGCUGCAGUGUCAAAAAGUUUGCAUUCAACCAAGACGGGGCAGUGGAGUAUAAUAACGAGCUACCCGAGUUGGACCAGUUCACGAUAUGUUUCUGGAUGCGUUUCACCAAUCACAGCGGCGAUCAUGUGAUGCUAACCUACGAAGUCGAAAAGGAACCACGCGAGAUACAAAUCUGGGUCGCGAAUGCGCAAAAUUCCAGUUUCCUAUCGAUGGCCAUAAAAGGUCAGCAAAUGUACAGAUUGAAUUAUCCGCUGCGUAUGCGGCAAUGGCAUCACAUGUGCAGCUCGUGGAAUGGCAAGACCGGCGAGUGGCAGGUCUGGCUGAAGGCAGAACGCAUUGGACGUGGGUUCCAUAACUCGCUGGUAGGCCAUAAAAUACCCGCGAAGGGAAAGCUACGGUCGGGUGGUAGUUCAAUAACUGGGCAAGUAAGUCAUGGCCUCCACUUUGAAGUAACGCUCGUGCAAAUUUAUCGGGUGGCUUUAAGCGCGGGAAAGGCACAUCGAGAUCACAAGCACCACCAUGUGCACCACUUUGAUCACGAGGGUCAGGAGGUGUCCAGCACAGCGCGUGCUCCACCCAUGGUUCGUAUAGUUACAGAGAUUCCACAGCUAAUCCUUCAGCUAAUACCAUGCACAAACUGCUUAUCUCAGAUCAAUCGACCACAGCCAAUGCACUCGCUGUUGGCCAGUGGACAAAUUCCAACCAGAGUUCGCAUCAAUCUGGCCAACUCAAUGCCCACGCAGAAGCCAUUGAACGGCGUGGCUGAUCAAGCGAUUACAGUGAACACAAAUUUUGUCAAUGGACAAAUUAAUGCUGGCUCUCGAUUGGUAGCACAGCAGCUGCUCGGCAUCUCGCCCAUACCCCAAGGAAGGGCCACGGCCCAAAAUGAGCCUAUAACGGGACGUUUCCAGAUGCUAAGCAACUCAGCGAAUGUCCAAUUCAUAGAUGAAACAGAGACGCACAUACAGUUUAAACGAGAGGCAGCUAAAGAGCGAAAGGUUCAAAAGCGUGGCUUAGUCUUACUUGACGAUGGGUCCGUGGUGGAUGAUGGCCAACUGGAUGGUAACAGCGAGUCAUUUAGCAAGUACAAUGGCUUGGCCGACUUUGGUGGUCAGCAGUUCAAGCAGGAUUUGACUUUGAAGAUGACUCUGGAGGAGGAGAUCAGCACACACGAUCGCGAACCAGCUGAGGAGGAGGUCAAGGCCGUUAUGGGCUUCUGCAGCAACUGCGACCCAGAGCCCUUCCAAGGUGCUAUCGUCUUCGCCUGGAAGGAUGUCAACGAGCAUAUGAAUAACACUCUGAAAGGCCUCAGCGUGGGCGACUGCGGCAAUUUCUAAUACCUCCCGCUCAAUCACCCACUCAGUCAGCAGUUAAUCCUGUCCAGCUAAAGGUACUCUUAAACAGGGUGCUGCAUAUAACGCUUAUUGUACAUACAUACAUACAUUGUUUUGUUUGUUUUUUGUUUUUUUUUUUUUG
This is a messenger RNA of Drosophila hydei, 1920 nucleotides long. RefSeq lists its product as uncharacterized. NCBI's taxonomy places the organism in Eukaryota, Metazoa, Arthropoda, Insecta, Diptera, Drosophilidae. Bases 69 to 1781 code for a protein of 570 amino acids. The record is from RefSeq and is a predicted model, not a curated record. The transcript has 4 exons.